Messenger RNA from Urocitellus parryii (Arctic ground squirrel), 2899 nucleotides. It is a transcript of the gene Znf436, whose product is annotated as zinc finger protein 436. Gene Ontology annotation, biological process: regulation of transcription by RNA polymerase II. The record is from RefSeq and is a predicted model, not a curated record. NCBI's taxonomy places the organism in Eukaryota, Metazoa, Chordata, Mammalia, Rodentia, Sciuridae. Gene Ontology annotation, molecular function: RNA polymerase II cis-regulatory region sequence-specific DNA binding; DNA-binding transcription factor activity, RNA polymerase II-specific.
CGUUCUGUGGGCUGGGCUGAGGAGCCUCCUCCCUGAGACAGCAUCGCCUAGACCCCCAACCAGGGAGUGACCACCCUGGGGCUGUCCUAGUCGAUUCUGGCAUUGCUUCCAUCCGGUGGUGGCGGAGACACAGAGGGCGGGUCAUGCCCUGGGAUCAGGGAGGAGAGUGACCGGCCCUGGUCCAGGGCCCUCCCCGCACGCCUCUUGGCCAGAACUAACUCCAGCCCUGGGGAGUGGGCAGGGCCUAUUUGCAGUGCCUCACGCCCUGCUUUUCGCCUCCUUCAGCGCUGUCUGCUAGCUGCUUUUCCUGCUGUCUCUCCCGGGAGGCCAACCCUUGUGCCCGAGAUGGCAGCCACCCUGCUCAUGGCAGGGUCCCAGGCACCUGUGACAUUUGAAGAUAUGGCCAUGUACCUCACCAGGGAAGAAUGGAGACCUCUGGAUCCUACACAAAGAGACCUUUACAGGGAUGUUAUGCAGGACAAUUAUGGAAAUGUUGUCUCACUAGAUUUUGACAUCAGGAGCGAGAACGAAGUGAAUCCAAAGCAAGAGAUUAGCGAAGAUGUUGAAUUUGGGACCACAUCUGAAAGACCCGUUGGGAAUGCUGAGGAAAAUCCUGAAGGGGAAGAGGCCUUUGGAACCGGGGACAGGUCGGAAAGACAGUGGGGAGAUUUGACAGCCGAAGAGUGGGUAAGCUAUCCUCUCCAACAAGUCACCGACCUGCUCGUGCACAAAGAGGGCCACACGGGCAUCCGCUAUCACAUAUGUUCCCACUGUGGAAAGGCCUUCAGUCAGAUCUCGGACCUUAACCGCCACCAGAAGACCCACACGGGAGACAGACCCUAUAAGUGCUACGAGUGUGGAAAGGGCUUCAGCCGGAGCUCCCACCUCAUUCAGCACCAGCGCACGCACACGGGGGAGCGGCCGUACGACUGCAGCGAGUGCGGCAAGAGCUUCGGGAGGAGCUCGCACCUCAUCCAGCAUCAGACCAUCCACACCGGCGAGAAGCCGCACAAGUGCAGCGAGUGCGGGAAGAGCUUCUGCCGGCUGUCCCACCUCAUCCAGCACCAGAGGACCCACAGCGGGGAGAAGCCGUACGAGUGCGAGGAGUGUGGCAAAAGCUUCAGCCGCAGCUCGCACCUGGCGCAGCACCAGCGGACGCACACGGGCGAGAAGCCCUACGAGUGUAACGAGUGCGGCCGGGGCUUCAGCGAGCGGUCGGAUCUCAUCAAACACUACCGCGUGCACACCGGGGAGAGGCCCUACAAGUGCGACGAGUGCGGCAAGAACUUCAGCCAGAACUCGGACCUGGUGCGGCACCGCAGGGCGCACACCGGCGAGAAGCCGUACCACUGCAACGAGUGCGGCGAGAACUUCAGCCGCAUCUCGCACCUGGUGCAGCACCAGCGCACCCACACCGGGGAGAAGCCCUACGAGUGCAAUGCCUGCGGGAAGAGCUUCAGCCGCAGCUCUCACCUCAUCACACACCAGAAGAUCCACACCGGGGAGAAGCCCUACGAGUGCAACGAGUGCUGGCGGAGCUUUGGCGAAAGGUCGGAUCUCAUCAAACACCAGAGAACGCACACGGGAGAGAAGCCCUACGAGUGCGUGCAGUGUGGCAAAGGGUUUACCCAGAGCUCCAACCUCAUCACGCAUCAGAGGGUCCACACCGGAGAGAAGCCUUAUGAAUGCACCGAGUGCGAGAAGAGUUUCAGCCGGAGUUCAGCCCUUAUUAAACACAAGAGGGUGCAUACUGACUAAGUCCUGUAAUUAUGACUGAGAAGCGAUUCCUUUGAAGGUACAGUUGACAUCUGUGAGCUCGCUUGAGGCCGAGCGGCUUUUACCCUGCUGACUUUCCUGGUUGUGGGCUGUAAUUAGAGCAUCCAAGAAGACCGUCACUAUGAAAUUCAGACGCACAGCUCUGAAACUUUAUCCCUCCUCCAAAAGAGAGACUUUCGUUCACUCAAUUUUUAUUCACUCAAUGGAUUACUUCAUCAAAUUCAGUCCUGCAAAUAGCUGGAACUCUGAAGACCAGGGGCAAAUGCUGGUGAAGGCUCAGGCCUGGGGUUGGAGUAAAUCUUUAAAGGUUACUUCUACCAUCCAGGGCCCAAAAUCUCUGCUAGGGGAAAUGUGGACUGUAAUAGGGUGGUCAAGUUUGCUUUGGAAAAAGGCAACCAGACUUGGCCUGAAUUGCCACCCGUGUUCACACACCAGAGUAGAGGGCACACACAUCCUCCCCUCCAAAGGGCUUUCCCUUGAGUCGCUCUGCAUCUUUCCUUCUUCCUGAGAGCAGGAUUCUGCAUGAUGAAGGCAAUGAUCAAAUCUUUUCUCCUUCUCAUUGUUUCUGAUUAACUUGUUUGAAGCUGUGUCUUUGUAGAUACAGGUGUGAAAGGAAAAAUGAGACUUGGGUUUGAGGACCAAGACCCAUCAUCAAUGGUGGUGACUUUAGCAAGAGGUGCCCACUGUUGUAAUUGCUAUUAAUCAGGCUUAUGAAUUUUCUUUGGGAAUCAUUGUAUGGAAUAUUGUAGGGAAAAUAUCUUCAAGGAAAGAUAGGACCAUAAGUGAUGGUGGAGUGAAAGGAGUAAGUGGAACCGAACCCCUACGGGAAGGAAGCACAGAGUCCCUUCCCAAGGAAUGUAGGCCAUUUCUGUAUUCUUCCCCUUCUAAUCUUUAAAAUCAAUUCUCCCUAAACUGCUAACUCUAGGGUUUGAUAGGGCCACAUCCUAGUGUUUAUCUUAGCUUGCUAAGGGCAUGUCUCUGUACAGUGAAAUGUGUACUCCUUUGGUUUUACUAGUAGUGGUAACUGAAUUUUCAAAGAAUUAGCAUGUUCUUGGGUGGUGUGGAUCAUGUAACAGAACUAUAGACAUAACUCCAAUGUGAGAAAUGUCCUUUUUUUUUUCAU